Abrus precatorius (Indian licorice) is the source of this 1275-nucleotide messenger RNA. RefSeq lists its product as uncharacterized. The transcript has 3 exons. The record is from RefSeq and is a predicted model, not a curated record. NCBI's taxonomy places the organism in Eukaryota, Viridiplantae, Streptophyta, Magnoliopsida, Fabales, Fabaceae. The coding region runs from base 1 to 1275 and encodes 424 amino acids.
AUGGGAAUUUCUGGAGGUCAACCUUUUCUGAAGUUUGAUGGAGAUGAAGACAAAAAUGUAGCACAAACCUUUAUUACCCAACAACAGUUAGAAAAUGUCCAUCCACAACUUGCAAAGUCAACACAGAACUCACAAGAAAAUGGCAAAAAGGAAUUUACAACAAAAAGUGAUGAAAAGGAGACAACAUUUGUGGCUGUGGCUAAAGCUGGCAUAGUUGAAAUUGUGAAUGAACUUCAAAGUAAAGUACCAAGUGCCCUACAUGGCACUACCACUGACAAAGAAAGCUUAGUGGUUGUAGCAAUGGAGAACAUUAAAUACAAAUCAGCAGAACAUAUUGACAAACAUGAGACAGCAUUUUUGGCAGCAGCAAAAAAUGGCAUAGUUGAAAUUGUGUAUGCAAUUCAAUCUGCAAUACCAAGUGCGGUUCAUGAGACUAACUCCAACAAUGAAAAUGUGUUGCUUGUUGCAGUAAAGAAUAGGCAAACACAGGUUGUGGAGGUGUUGAGGAAGGUUUUGGACAAGGAACUCUUUGAUAGCCUAAUUUUAGAAGUGGAUAAUAGGGAGAACACUGUGUUACACUUGGCCGCAGGUACAACAAGCAACAUUGAAAAGUCUUGGCAAAUAGCUGGUUCUGCCAUGCAAAUGAUGUGGGACAUCAAGUGGUAUCAGUACAUCAAAGAACUAGUGCCAGAGCAUUUCAUUUUUAGGAACAACAAAGAUGAAAAAACUGGUGGAGAAAUCUUCAAACAAAAACACAAAGAUCUUGUGAAAGAGAGUUCUGAAUGGCUAAAGGAAACAUCAGAAUCAUGCUCAGUUGUUGCAGCUCUCAUUGCUGGAGUUUCCUUUGCAACAUCUAGCACUGUCCCUGGUGGCACUGAGAAAGGUAAACCUGCAUUGGAAGGACAACCAACAUUUGAUGUAUUUGCUAUUGCUUCUCUAAUUGGACUUUGCUUCUCAGUUACUGCACUAAUAAUGUUCCUUGCUAUACUCACUUCUCGAAAACAAGCUGAAGAUUUUCGCAAGAGUUUGCCACUGAAGCUUCUUUUUGGCUUAAGUUCUCUCUUUGUGUCCAUUGCUUCAAUGCUUGUUUCUUUUUGUGCUGCUCAUUUCUUUGUGCUCAAGGACAAAUACAAACACAUACUCUUCCCAGUUUAUGUUGCCACUUGCUUGCCUGUGACUCUCUAUGCAGUAGUGCAAUUUCCAUUGUAUGUUGAUCUUGUCAAAGCAAUUUUCAAGAAAGUGCCACAACCAAGUAUUAGUAGCAACCAUUUGUAG